GGCAGGUUGUGGCGGGAAUCCAGCCGCUGUCCAACAAGCUAACUAGCCGAUUAACUUCUUCAGAACAUCCAGGAGGAAUGGCUACAGCCAGGAAACAGAAGAAGAAGAAACUUCUGGAGGAAAAAUCUAAAAAAGAUGUUUAUGAUUUUACUGAAGAGGAUGUAAAGAAGGACCUGAGUGGCUCCAAGGACGAGGCCAGAGAAGAUGAAACUCCAAUAGUAGAAAAACUGGUGAAGAAUAGAUCUGCAGCUGACUUUGAACAGGAGGAAGCAACCUGUGCUGUCGGAAAUGAGGUGCAGUCAAUGUUGGAGAAAUUUGGAGCUGACAUCAGUAAGGUGCUGCAGGUGAAGAGGAAACGUCUGGAGUGUCUGACGAAGAACUACAUGAAGGGAAGUCAGCACAAACUGGAACAGCGAUGGAACACACAUCACAGCCAGAGACAGAAGAUGACUCAGCAGUACUCUGAGCAGAUGUCGGCAGCCCUGCAGCAGUGGGAAACCGAAGCCGUACGAGCUAAAGAGCAGGAGGAGAAGCUCAAUAAUCUGUUCCGGCAGCAUCAGAAAAUCCUGCAGCAGGCAAGAGUCACUCAGAAACAGAAGCUGAAAACCAUCAAAGAGCUGUACGAGCAGCUUGUAAAGAACAUGGAGGAGAUGGAGAAGAGUCAGGAGGCCUUCCUGCAGGGGGCGCAACAGCAGCUGAAGAAGGAGAUGGCCACCCUGCAGAAGAAGAUCCUCAUGGACACGCAACAGCAGGAGAUGGCCACCGUCCGCAAGUCUCUUCACUCCAUGCUGUUCUAGCCUGCUGUUACCGUGGCGAUGGUUCCUGUGUUAAGGAUGCAGUUCUAGGUUGGUGUUACCGUGGUUACUGUGGCUGUGUAGCUGCAGGGUUGUCAUGGUUACGCACUGUUGGCUUCAUUUCCAGAUGUCCUGUUUGCGCUGAGCCUUUGUUCCAGUCAGAGUUGGAGAUUUGAGAAACUUUUUAAUUGUUGUUAUUUAACUGUUUUUAUAGACGCUUUGUGUGGAUUGUAAUUUAUUCGGCAGACGACUCAAAAUUCACACUGGGAAAAAAAAGCCUACAUCUGGAAAAUUCUAUCGAACUUCUGUAAGAGUAAAAAAUAAGUUGUUUGUGCGACGGAGUUGGGUGCAAAGUCAUUUUAAAGUGUCCCGGAGUAAAAAUCAUCA
Molecule: messenger RNA, 1181 nt
Organism: Amphiprion ocellaris (clown anemonefish)
Lineage: Eukaryota; Metazoa; Chordata; Actinopteri; Pomacentridae
Gene: sycp3
Product: synaptonemal complex protein 3
Exons: 9
Coding region: 78-797 (239 amino acids)
Biological process (GO): meiotic cell cycle; spermatid development
Cellular component (GO): synaptonemal complex
Source: RefSeq, a predicted model, not a curated record